UGUCCCCCAAAGGCUGAGUUUCAGCCCCUCAUAUGUCCAGUAGGUGUGAGAAUAUUCUAUAUGUGCCGCGAGAUUAAAAGAGAGAUGGGGUAAGAUUGAAUUAUUUACAAUAUAGAAACCUUCCUCUCCGUUUCGUCUCCACUGGACUAGCGAUUGACAGAUUAUUCUUCCUUACUUUUCUCUCUGCUCCUGCCAUUCUUCAUUUAGUUCUGCUUCUUCCUUGGAUUUAAGCAGACGGUGGGUUUUUAUUGCAAUUUGAGGGAUACCUUGUGGAAGCUGUGGGAAAAUUGAGGCAGGGCAACUUGUGUUUCUGGUUCUGGUUGUGGUUCUUUCUGGGAUUUAAGCAGACGCUGGGGUUUCAUUAUAAUUUGAGGGGUACUUUGUGGAAGCUGCGGGAUAAUUGAGGCAGGGCAAGUUGUGUUUUAUGGAAACGCGGAGCCGGAAGCGGGGCGAGGCGAGAGCAGCGCAGCGGCCCUCCUCCAGCGGCGCCCCUGCCGCGAAUAAGCGAGCUCGGUUGGAAGCGUCGGCGUCGGCGUCACCUACGCCCGCUCGCCGCGCCACACGAUCGUCCGCAGCGGCUGCCCGCGCCAUGGAUGACGAAACUGCAUCGGCGAAGCAGCGAAAGGAAGAAAUUGAAAAGAAGGGGAAGCAAAAGGAAAGUGAAAUUCAGCGCGAUGUUGAGAUUGCCGAUGCAGGGCAAGGUAAGGAAAUUCUGAGUAGCGAAUACGAUGAGGAGGGAGAAGAAGAGGAAGGAGCUUCCGAUGAUUUUGAUGACGAUGAAUACGAUGAUUAUGAUGAUGGCAUGCCUGAAGGUAACCCCGGCAGGCAUUUCGGUCGGUCGGCGUCUGAAUUGCAUGGCAUGCUGAGGAGGCUGGCGGUGUUCGGGCUUCCGUCUGGCGGGGCGGAGGAGGUGGGGAAGUUGAAGCGUAUCUUGGCUAGUCUGAGAGACGAGGCGGACGAUUUCAGCCAGAUUAGCGCGCUCACGGAGUUGUGCGAGAUUCUGCCUUUUGCUUCGGAGGAGCUGCGGGACAGAUUUAAUAUUGAUUCGUUUGUCCCGAUUUUGGUGGCGUUUUUGAAUCAGGAGGGUAAUCCCGAUAUCAUGCUUUUGGCGGCCAGGGCUUUGACGCAUAUUUGCGAUAUUUUUCCUUCCUCUUGCUCGAGUGUUGUGCAUCAUGGUGCUAUUCCUUGUUUCUGUGCGCGCUUGCUUACCAUUGAAUACAUGGACUUGGCCGAACAGUCUUUACAAGCUUUGGAAAAGAUAUCUCACAGACAUGCAUCUGCUUGCCUCCGUGCUGGUGCUCUUAUGGCAGUAUUGUCAUACCUGGACUUUUUCUCCUCUGGUGUUAAGAGAGUUGCAUUGUCAACGGCAGCAAAUAUUAGCAAACAACUUUCACCAGAUACCAUUGAUUCUGCAAUGGAAGCAAUUCCAACGUUGACUAGUCUUUUAUCAGAUCCUGAUGCUAAGGUGGUGGAGCAUGCAUCAAUCUGUUUAGCUCGCAUUGCAGGAACUGCUGCAUUAUCUCCUGAGAAACUAGAGAAGCUUUCUAGCUAUGGUCUAGUUUCACAAGUUGCAAGUUUGAUCUCUGUUAAUAACUCAGGCAGUGGACAGGCAUCACUUAGUUCACCUACCUACUCGGCUGUCAUUGGACUUCUUUCAACAUGUGCAAGGGGCUCUGUUGUAUUUACAAGGGAGUUGCUUGAAAUGGGUAUUUCUGGCAUCCUAAGAGACAUUCUAACCAGUUCUGGCUCUGUUUCCCAGAUUCCUAGUCCUCUUUCUCUAAAUGGGCCAACGGACCAGUUGUGUGAAAUUGUCUCCUUGGUGAGUGAUCUCCUUCCAUCCAUACUUCAUGAGACUAUCUCACUUCCUACCAGUCAUGCUGGUUCCAGUCAUUCUGCCAAAAAGCUUACCUCCAGAAGCUGUACAGAUAAUUCUGACCGUGAAAAGCUAUUUCGAGAAAACCCAGGUCUUUUAGUGCAAUUUGGAAGGGAUCUUUUUCCUCUUAUGAUUCAGGUAUAUGGUUCAAGCAUCAAUACUCAAGUAAGACACAAAUGCCUGGCAGUUGUUAGCAAAGUGUUGUGUUUGAGCACUGCUGAUAUGUUAAAUUCUUUACUUCAAGCAACCAACAUAUCAAGCUUUCUGGCAGGAGUUUUAACUGGAAAAGAUAUUGAAGUUUUACUUCCAGCAUUGCAGAUUGCGGAAGUUUUAGUGCAAAAACUUCCUGAACUGUUUUCAAAGAUGUUUAUGAAAGAAGGUGUUGUUCAUGCUGUUGAUGCACUUAUAUCUUCAGGGGCCACUUUGUCAGGAAAGGAUAAAAUUUGUGCAACUGGAACAUCAUUGAAAACACGACGUAACAGAAAAAUUGCUGGGGGAUCGACAAGUGAAGCAACCGGAAUGGAAGAGAUUAAAGAUUCAAAUGAGACAAAAACCAGUUCAUCUCCAGCCUUGGUGCCAAGUGCUAAUUUGGAUCUCAAAGUUAUUAUCAGUGCACAUGCAAAGCGCUUUAAGGAUGCAUACAUUGCUGCAAAUUUGGGUUCUACUGAAGCCGGAUCUACGGAUAGUCUUUGCAAGUUGACAAAUCUAUGUAAGAAGUUAAGUGGUUCUGUGUCUGUUGAUAUGAAGGGCAAGUCAAAAGGCAAGGGUAAAAAGAGCAGGUUUGUGGCUGAUCGUAAUGAUCAAAUAUCAAGCAUUGCUGAUAUUCUGGCAGAAGUUAGCAAAGAUGAUGGUGUGUCAACUUUUGAGUUUGUUAAAAGUGGGGUUAUAGCGUCCUUAAUAGAUUACUUUGCAGGAGUGGGGACUCAUAAAGAAAACACGUCACAAGCUGAUUUAAUGAAGCAUCAUAAGGAAACCUUGAGAAAGUUUCAGUCAUUUGUUGAUCUCUCGCUUCCAUUGGAUUAUCAAGGGAAAGAAGCUCCUUUGAUAACUUUAAUUCGGAAGCUACAGGAUGCACUUGCCUCCUUAGAACAUUUUCCGGUGGUUCUGAGCCAGGGUUCAAAAUCACACAGUGAUAAUCCUAGCAGUUUGGCUGGAUUAAAUGCAUUCAGACGGCCUUUGAAACUGCGGUUGCGUAGAGCACAAGGAGAAAAGUCUCUGGGUGAUCACAUGUCUAGUAUUUUACAUAUAGAUCCAUUGGCUGAUAUCACUGAUGUUGAAGAUUAUCUUUGGUCUAAAGUACAGAGAAAUGAAGCUGAAAUCAAUUGUAGUGUGACCGAGCCUAUAGUGUCUACCCAUGUUGCCGUGGAAGGCCGACCUUCAACAAGAUCAAGGUCCUCAACAGCAACAGGAAGUGAUUCAACCAAUAGCAUAGACUCUCUAAAUUCUAGAUCAUCGAAAGAAAAGGGGAAAUCUGUAUCAAAAAGUGUUAAUGAUUUUGAUGGCCCACAAACAAGAAGUGCUGCUCGGAGACGAGUAGCAUUAGAGGGAGAACCGCAACACAAGCAACCAAAUGUACAAUCUAGUGAGGAGGAUGAUGAUCCUUUUGUUGCUCCUGUUGAGCUUGAACAGGCUAUGGCCUUGGAAGAAGAUGGAGAUGAUGAUGUUGAAGAGAUGUUUAUGGAGGAACCAGCUUCAGUUUGUGUUGUGGAACGAUUAGCUGGUGUAGAAUUGAGAGACCUUGUAGGUGGAGGUGCAAUGGCUUCAACAAGUGCUGCGACAGAUACUGUAAUAAUUCAGGCAUCUGCUAGUUUAAAAGGAGUUAGCAGUUAUAGAGACCAUCCCCGACUGAAUUUCUUCAUUGGUGGGAAACUGAUAGAUAGAUCAUCAACAUUAUUCCAUGCAAUUCAGCAUAAUGUGGUACCAGAGGGAGAUGAGCCAAGAUAUGCAGGGUCAGAAUAUCCUUUUCGGGAGAGGUUUUGGGAUGAUGUUCACACAAUUACAUAUCGAAGGGCAGAUGCACCAGCCAAACGGAAUUUGAGAGAACCCCAGAAAAUGAGUUCUACUUCUAUGACUAUUAAGAACAUGUUUUUUAUUGACAAUAUUUUGCAGAGAAAGCUUCCAUGCGAUUUAGAAAAGUCAGAUAGUACACAUGAUAUUUUGCUGCUACUUCGAGUUGUAGAAGGACUUAAUGGUUUAGCUCCUUGUUUGAGAUCUCAGAGCUUAUCUGAUGCAUUUGCAGAAGGAAAAUUGAAAAGCCUAGAUGAUUUAAAAGUUGAUGUCCAUCCCAUUCCUCAAGAGGAAUUUUUGAGUGGCAAGUUGACUUCAAAGUUAGCACGUCAACUGCAAGAUGCCGUGACAUUAUGUAGUAUUGGUCUGCCACCUUGGUGUCACCAGCUGAUCAAGGUCUGUCCAUUUUUGUUUUCAUUUGAGACAAGGAGGCAAUAUUUUUACUCUACUGCAUUAGGAGUACAACGUGCACUACAUCGUUUACAGCAGCAACAGAUUUCUCAGAAUCCGAAUGUGCCGAACAAUCGAGGACGCCAUGUAGGUAGGAUACAACGGCAAAAGGUUCGUGUUUCACGAAAACGUAUAUUGGAGUCAGCUGCAAAAGUUAUGGAGCUUUGCUGUGGUCAAAAAACACUACUUGAAGUUGAGUACUACAAUGAGGUUGGCACUGGUUUAGGUCCAACUCUUGAAUUCUACACCCUUAUAAGUCAUGAAAUGCAAAGGAGUAUGUUGGGCAUGUGGAGAACAAAUUUGUCUUCCACUGGAACUGGGGAUACUGUUCAAAAUGGAGAUAUUGUUCAAGCAUCUCAUGGAUUAUUUCCUCGUCCAUAUCCACCCCAUACAGAUUCAUCUGGUGGAAGCAAAACUCACAAAGUGAUAGAAAUUUUUUGUCUUCUAGGACGUCUAAUGGCCAAGGCUCUUCAAGAUGGCCGGCUUCUGGACUUGCCUCUUUCAACAGCUUUUUAUAAACUUGUCCUUGGAAAGGAGCUUGACAUAUAUGAUAUUAAAUCCUUUGAUGUUGAACUUGGAACAACACUGAUAGAAAUGCAAGCACUUGUUCGACGGAAACAAUUCUUGGAGUCUGUUUCAGGAGAUAAGAGAGAGGAAAUAUCAUCUUUACAUUAUCGCGGUGCACGAAUUGAAGACCUUUGCAUUGAUUUCACUCUUCCUGGUUUCUCGGACUAUCCCCUUAAACCAGGAGGGAGCAACAUCUUGGUUACCAUAGACAACCUUGAUGAAUAUGUUUCAUUAGUUGUUGAUGCAACUAUUAAGACGGGAAUUAUGCCACAGAUGGAGGCCUUGCGAUCGGGAUUCAAUCAGGUGCUUUGUAUAUCAACUUUGCAAGUGUUUUCAGAAAAUGAGAUGGAUACUCUCUUAUGUGGUGUGCGUGACUUAUGGGUGCAGGCUGAAAUGCUCACUGAUCAAAUCAAAUUUGAUCAUGGUUAUACGGCUCAAAGUCCUCCUAUUCUAAAUUUUCUUGAAAUCAUGGCAGAAUUCACACCAUCCCAGCAACGAGCAUUUUUGCAGUUUAUUACUGGUUGUCCAAGGCUCCCUCCAGGAGGUUUGAGUGCUUUAAAUCCAAAAUUGACAGUUGUUCGGAAGAGUUCUACAGGACCCACUGAUGCAAAUUCACUUGAGGUUGUGGAUGCUGAUCUACCAAGUGUGAUGACUUGUGCAAAUUACCUCAAACUUCCUCCAUACUCAACCAAGGAGGUAAUGCGUUGUAGGCUGUUGUAUGCCAUAACUGAAGGGCAGGGAUCUUUUGACCUCUCUUGAGUGUGGGAUCAAUAUUCUUUGGUCUAAAAAUUGGUUAAUAUUCUGCACUGGUUGCAAGUUUUUAUGCUCCAUGUGCCCUUAAGUUUUGAAAAUCUGCAUGAUGUAAAAAUUUGUAGCAUGUUCGUCAAGUAAAUUUAGAUGGCUAAACCUUUUUGAGUUUGGUGUCUUAUCAUUCAAUGAAAAAUGAAAUUUGUUCGCCCCUCGUUAUGUGGUCAACAAGGUGUUCAGAGAUAUCAGUGAGACAUUCUUAUUCCUCACAUGCUUGCUAUUUUGGUAGCAGAGGAUUGGAUUAACCUAUUACAUGAGGGAAACAUCACUAUAAAUUGUUAUAGCAUAAUAGGAUGGCGGUGCAAGGGUGCACAGCUGUGUUUUCUUAUAAUUUGUACAGCUCAUGCUUGUAAUUCAUUAUGUAAAUUUGAGCUUUUGUUACUCAUAAAUCUUAAGAAAGGACUUCCUAUC
This is a messenger RNA of Cryptomeria japonica (Japanese cedar), 6115 nucleotides long. RefSeq names its product E3 ubiquitin-protein ligase UPL3. Gene Ontology annotation, molecular function: protein binding; ubiquitin protein ligase activity. The coding region runs from base 425 to 5656 and encodes 1743 amino acids. Gene Ontology annotation, biological process: proteasome-mediated ubiquitin-dependent protein catabolic process; protein polyubiquitination. The transcript has 18 exons. NCBI's taxonomy places the organism in Eukaryota, Viridiplantae, Streptophyta, Pinopsida, Cupressales, Cupressaceae. The record is from RefSeq and is a predicted model, not a curated record.